Molecule: messenger RNA, 1103 nt
Organism: Crotalus tigris (Tiger rattlesnake)
Lineage: Eukaryota; Metazoa; Chordata; Lepidosauria; Squamata; Viperidae
Product: heat shock protein 30C-like
Exons: 1
Coding region: 83-703 (206 amino acids)
Biological process (GO): protein refolding; response to heat
Molecular function (GO): protein folding chaperone
Source: RefSeq, a predicted model, not a curated record
CGAGUUGUUCGCCCAGCCACACACAUAGAGAGAGCUUGUGGGAUCUUAUCUUAUUUGGGGAAACGUCUUCUGCGUUGCCACCAUGGCGAGCUACUCUCGCGUCCUGCUUCGGAUGCUCCCGCUGCGGCGUUGGCCUCUGCCCGGUCUAGGCCCCGUCUGGCUCAGUGAGCCGCAACCGGCGUGCAGGCUCCUGUGGCCGGCCAGCCCCAGCUUCGUGGACCGCGUGAUGGGCGACAUGGAGAGGCAAUUCCAAGAGAUGGAGAAGAUGAGCCGCGCCUUCUUCCAGGCUACGCCGCUGCCCUUUGGGGAGCGCGAAGGCCAGAAGGAAGCCUCGGAGGAGAACACCUGCCCGGCCGGGGAGAAAAACCAUUACCGCGUCUCGGUGGACGUGGCCGGCUUUACGCCCGAGGAGAUGACGGUGAACUUGGAGGGGAGGAAAGUGACGGUGACCGCCAAGCGCCAGAGGGAGAGCCGGAGCAAAGACAACGGCUUCUGGGUGGAGCAUCAAGAGUUGCGCCGGGAGACUCUCCUGCCUCCUGAUGUGGACCUUCAGGCCAUCAGUUGCUCGCUGAAUCCGGAUGGACAGCUGUGCAUCGAGGCCCCGCGCCUGGCCGAGUCCGAGUCCGCCCAACAAACCAUCCCCAUCGAUGUGAAACCAGCCAAUCCGAGUCCCGGCGGGGAGGACAAGCCCAAGGAACACUGAUGGUGUGGAUGUUCCUACCAGGCACUUAGAAUCGCCCUAUGAAAAUGAGCAGGCUCUCAAUUGCUAGCUUAGAAAAGUCUCUGCAGCCUUGACUCUCUUCUUUCCUUGUCUACAAUAAAGCCUCUUUCCAUUUACCCGUGGACGCAUUUCUGACUUGUGUUCUGUGGGUCCAGCACCAACUUAGGAUAAACUAAGAAUUCAGAGGAUGUGCUGAAAACAGACUGUAUAAAGGGAGUGGGUGGGAGGGAAAGGAGGUGGUGCUGUAUUGUACAAACAGCAGGUGGGAUUCUUAAAUGACGGUAAAGUAUGAUUGUGACUAAGUGUGAUGCUCUGUAUGACACAAAAGUGGACAUUGUAUUUUUUAAAAAGAAUAAACUUAUUUUUAUUUUAAAAAAAAUAA